This is a messenger RNA of Entrophospora sp. SA101, 678 nucleotides long. Lineage: Eukaryota; Fungi; Glomeromycota; Glomeromycetes; Entrophosporales; Entrophosporaceae. The record is from the annotation of a GenBank genome assembly.
AUGUAUUUUUUGGAUAAAAUCAACAAGUCAUCUCUGUAUUACGAAGCUGGAAUAAAAACACAAGGAAUAUCAACAACUACAAUACCGCAAGAAACUGGCAAUGAAAGAAAUGGCGAAGAAUUAUCUCCACCCUAUAAUGAAACAGUUAAAGAGACAGUAAACUCAAAUAAUAAUUAUCCGUUAGAUGUUACUAGUUAUCUAACGGGGAUAGUUUUAUUGUCUUCAGGCACGGCUAAUUUAUUUCGUGGAAAUAAGUAUAAAUGGUUUUCAAUAUUUAUAGCUGGAUUUUAUGUAACGGGCAUGAUAAUAUUACUAUUUAUAUUGAAAUUUCAAGAUGUUGCAAAUCCAAGUUCAACAUUACGUUUUAUAUAUUUUAUAUUAUGCACUGGAAUAGGAUCUUUAGUCGGAAUGUUUUUUGUAUGUUUAUGGCCAACUGGCAGAAUUCUUGUUGGCGCAAUUGGCGGAUUCUCAUUAUCAAUGUUUGCAUUAUCAACAAAAACUGACGGUUUAUUCACAAAUCAAAUAGCACGUUAUUCCUGGAUUGGGGCUUUUACUAUAACCUUUGCUGCAUUAGCCGGUCUGAAAAAUUAUUAUCAGUAUGUGGCAAUCAUAUCAACCGUUGCAACUGGUUGUUAUUGUUUAUUACUUGGCACUGAUAUUUUUGUUCGUGCUGUUUGA